AUGACAAGAGUUUCUGAAAAAAGGGUGGUUGUAGCUACUUUAUUCUUACCUUGGACAGUUGACUUUGAACUGGCCGAAAAGAAGAGAAAGGACCGACUGAUUGCAAAGACAGAAGAAAAGAAUAAUGCCAAACCUAAUCUUAUUCAAAGUUUAGCUCAACAUAAACAACCAAAGGAUGCCAAAGAGGAACUAUUUGACUUUAAGGAACCAGAGAAGCUCGUUCAACCAAGAAGUAAACAGCAAAGAGAAGAAGAAAUUAAAAAUGCCAAAGCCUUUGCUGACGCACCUUGGUCAGUUAAACCAACAGUUGCGGGAAAUAUUGGGUUAAAUAAUGCACUGUUUUCUAUUCAAGACCAGCUUGAAAGCUUAGUUUGGGUUGGUACCUUGGGUAUGUCUACAGACGCGCUCUUAAAAAAGACAAAAGAAGAGAUCAAUUCUACAUUCGAGAGCCGAUAUAAUACGUAUCCUGUUAUGCCAUCAGAUACAACCUUUGAUGGUCAUUAUAAUCAAUACUGUAAACAGGUGCUCUGGCCUUACUUUCAUUAUGUUGUCAGAGAUGAUUGUCAUAACAUGAUGUCACAAAAUGGUCCUUAUCAACUCUACAAGGAUCUAAAUCAAGAGUUUGCUAAUACUAUAGUCAAAAACUAUAAGAACGGUGAUAUUAUUUGGAUUAAUGAUUAUCACCUAAUGCUCGUGCCUGGAAUGGUCAGACAAAAGAUUCCUAAUGCCACCAUCGGAUUCUUUCUACAUAUCCCAUUUCCAAGCUCUGAGCUAUUUCGAUGCUUACCACCUCGAAAGGAAUUAUUAGAGGCAAUGUUACAGUCAGAUAUGAUUGGAUUUCAGACUUAUUCUUUUGCUCGCCACUUUCUACAGACAUGUUCACGUAUUCUCUCUGUCGAUGCUACGCCCACAGGCAUUCAGCUAGAUACUCAUUACUGCUCUGUUGGUAUUCAUCCAAUCGGCAUCGACAUUGUUGCACUACAGAGAAAGAUAUCAAACCCUGAAGUCGAUCACUGGGUGACGAAAUUAAAAGAAAAGUAUGCGGGUAAACGGUUGAUUGUGGCAAGAGAUAAGCUGGAUUAUAUUAAGGGUGUGCGUCAAAAGCUGCUUGCUUUUGAAGAAUUCUUGAUCAGACACCCAGAAUGGAGAGGCAAGGUGGUCUUGAUUCAGAUUGCACUAUCCACCUCUGAGCAGAAUGAAUUGCGUGCACACAUAUCUGACGUUGUAUCAAGAAUCAAUUUCAAGUUUAGCACCAUUUCCUAUCAACCUAUUGUCUUUUUGCAUCAGGAUAUAUCAUUUUCUCAGUAUCUGGCACUCUUGACAUGUGCUGAUACCUGUCUACUGACACCACUUCGGGAUGGAAUGAACUUGACUUCUCAUGAGUAUAUUGUCUGUCAGAGAGAAACACACAAUCCACUCAUCUUGAGCGAGUUCACUGGUACUUAUGGUAGUUUUGGCGCAUCUAUAAGAGUUAACCCAUGGGAUUACAGACAAAUUGGAGAAGCCAUUCAUGAUGCUCUUUCGAUGGGGGAAGACGAAAAGACAGCAAGAUGGAAUGAGCUUUACAAGAGCAUCGAAACUAACUCUUCCCAGCAUUUUGCAAGUAGCAUCAUUAGCACAUUAUCAAAGAUUCAUAGCCAACCCAGCCGAAGAUUUUCCACAAAGAUACCCAAACUGAAUGCAACCAUCCUUAAUGAGGUUUGCCAACCUUAUAAAAAGAGACUUUUCUUGUUUGACUAUGGUGGAACUUUGAUACCACACGGUAAACCACCUGGAUCGAAUGAUCUGGACCGAGUCUUGGAAUUGCUCACUAAAUUGGCAAGUAAUCCUGAUAAUGCCGUUUAUGUGAUAUCUGGACGAACCAAGAUCAAUGUGGAUACUGAUUUGGGAUUAGUUCCUAACCUAGGACUGAGUGCUGAGAACGGGUUUUACAUAAAGCCUCGUGGAGAGGACUGGCAGCAGGUUUACGAUAAUGUUGACUUCUCGUGGAAGCCAACUGUCAAGGAGAUAUUUCAGUAUUAUUCAGAACGUACACCUGGUGCUUACGUUGAAACAAAAGAUACUUCUAUUGUCUGGCACUAUCGCACGACAGAAGGAACUGAUUCUCAGUAUGUGUCUUGGCAAGCAGCCGAAUGUCAGAAUCAUAUUGCAGACUCUGUUAACAAGAAUUUUGCAGUACAUGCAGUGAUUGGUAAUACAACGAUUGAGGUCAUCCCUCACGACAUCAAUAAGAGUUCGAUAGCAAACAGAAUUCUACAAGAUACAGCACCAGACUUUGUGCUGGCUAUUGGAGAUGACCGAUCGGAUGAAGACAUGUUUACGUUUUUAAACAAACAGAAAAAUCUCAAGGUGAUCACUUGUACAGUAGGUACAAGAAGUACAGAAGCUAGAUAUUAUAUACCAAAUGUAGAGACAGUCUUGUCUACUCUUGAACAAUUGUCUUUCUAA
Messenger RNA from Rhizopus microsporus ATCC 52813, 2448 nucleotides. Its product is annotated as putative alpha,alpha-trehalose phosphate synthase subunit TPS3. Lineage: Eukaryota; Fungi; Mucoromycota; Mucoromycetes; Mucorales; Rhizopodaceae. The transcript has 9 exons. Gene Ontology annotation, molecular function: catalytic activity. Gene Ontology annotation, biological process: trehalose biosynthetic process. The record is from RefSeq and is a predicted model, not a curated record. Gene Ontology annotation, cellular component: alpha,alpha-trehalose-phosphate synthase complex (UDP-forming); cytosol. Bases 1 to 2448 code for a protein of 815 amino acids.